UUGACGCUUGGAGACCGUUUGGCCGCCAGUCUCGUCAGCCUUUGGGCCACUAAGUUCAUGUGGAGAUUCCCAACUGCCCACGCCGUGCUUCGUGGGGUCCGGACGGCGGUGGAGCGGUGCAGCCGGGCCCAGACGGUCACUGAGAAAGCGGCGGGAGCUAUGGAGCGCGCGGUAGUGCGCUGCGUGCCCUCGGAACCUAAGCUGAGUUUGUCGUUCGCUCUGGCCGAUGGCAGCCACAAGAAUAUGCAGCGCGACCAAAGUGAGCCACUAGGUCGGGCCCUUAGCCGAAUCGCCACCAACGCCCUCAAGGGCCACGCCAAGUCUGUCGCCCCCAAGAAGAGCAGGAAGAACCGGCCGAAUGCGAGCGGCAGCUCGGCCUGUGCUGGGCCUGACUCGGCCGCGCCCAGCGAACCGGUGGUGAAGCUGUACUACCGGGAGGAGGCGGUAGCUGAGGACGUGCUCAACAUGGAUGCCUGGCAGGACGGCGCGGUGCUGCAGAUAGGCGACGUCAAGUACAAGGUGGAGCGCAACCCACCCGCCUUCACCGAGUUGCAGUUGCCGCGCUAUAUUAUGGCCGGCUUCCCCGUGUGCCCCAAGCUCAGCCUCGAAUUUGGGGAUCCCGCCGGCUCCCUCUUCCGUUGGUACAGAGAAGUAAAACCUCCAGCCACUGAGCCUGAGGGUGAGGGCCCCUCGUCGUUUUCUCCUUCCUUAGCCUGUUCUACUUGGACAGAAACGGGUGUGAACGAGCGCGUCUACACCCCGUCCAAUGCUGACAUUGGGCUACGGCUCAAGCUUCAUUGCACCCCAGGCAAUGGUCAGCGAUUUGGUCCAAGCCGAGAGUUGGAAAGUGUGUGUCCUGUGGAGGCUGGACCCGGUACGUGCACCUUUGACCACCGGCAUCUCUACACCAAGAAGGUGACAGACAGCUCUCUCAUCCGUACCAUCUCCUACAACAUCCUGGCCGACACAUACGCCCAGACUGAAUUCUCCCGAACAGUCUUAUACCCAUACUGUGCCCCCUACGCCCUGGAACUCGACUAUCGCCAGAACCUUAUCCAGAAGGAACUCACAGGCUAUAACGCCGACCUCAUCUGUUUGCAGGAGGUGGACCGCGCAGUGUUUUCAGACAGCUUGGUGCCCGCCCUGGAGGCCUUCGGGCUGGAGGGCGUGUUUCGAAUCAAGCAGCAUGAAGGCCUGGCAACCUUCUACCGAAAAUCCAAGUUCAGCCUCCUUAGCCAACAUGACAUUUCUUUCCAUGAAGCCUUGCAGUCCGACCCAAUUCACAAAGAACUGCUAGAUAAACUAGUUUUAUACCCACCAGCGCAAGAAAGGGUAUUUCAGAGAUCAUCUGUCCUUCAGGUUUCAGUUCUCCAGUCUACAAAGGACUCUUCUAAAAAGAUUUGUGUUGCUAAUACUCAUCUCUAUUGGCAUCCAAAAGGUGGGUACAUUCGUCUCAUUCAAAUGGCAGUAGCCUUGGCUCACAUUAGACACAUUUCAUGUGAUCUCUAUCCUGGCAUACCAGUUAUAUUUUGCGGGGACUUUAAUAGUACACCAUCAACAGGAAUGUAUCAUUUUGUCAUCAAUGGCAGUAUUCCAGAAGACCAUGAAGACUGGGCUUCCAAUGGAGAAGAAGAAAGAUGCAACAUGUCUCUUACUCAUUUCUUCAAACUGAAAAGUGCCUGUGGUGAACCUGCUUACACAAAUUAUGUCGGUGGCUUUCAUGGAUGUCUGGAUUAUAUUUUCAUUGACUUAAAUGCUUUAGAGGUUGAACAGGUGAUUCCAUUGCCCAGUCAUGAAGAAGUUACAACCCACCAGGCCUUGCCUAGUGUUUCACAUCCUUCUGAUCACAUAGCACUUGUAUGUGAUUUAAAAUGGAAAUAGAUGUGUGUUUAAUGGAACUUAAUUUUAAGUCUGAAAAGGAAGU
Orycteropus afer afer is the source of this 1924-nucleotide messenger RNA. It is a transcript of the gene PDE12, whose product is annotated as phosphodiesterase 12. Gene Ontology annotation, molecular function: 3'-5'-RNA exonuclease activity. Gene Ontology annotation, biological process: nuclear-transcribed mRNA catabolic process, deadenylation-dependent decay. Gene Ontology annotation, cellular component: mitochondrion. The record is from RefSeq and is a predicted model, not a curated record. NCBI's taxonomy places the organism in Eukaryota, Metazoa, Chordata, Mammalia, Tubulidentata, Orycteropodidae.